AUCCUCCUCUUCUUACGCAUUCACUCUCCACUCCACAAACACCAAGAGACCUUCAUAUAUUGACUUCAGGAAUUGCAGCCGAAUCUUUUUGUGGAUAUGAAUGUGUUAUAAAGAAACAGCAAGCUAUAAAUUAAGUUAAAGAAUGUUGCCAAUUUCAUCAGCUCGGAAUCCUCAGCAGAGUCUGAUCUGGAUCUCUGCCUUUGCUUUGUUUGCCUGCUUGUCUGUGCAUGGCCGAAUAACUCAAGCAUCCCAGGAAUGGGUAGGCGCACCUUUAUCAGACUCUAGAGAAUAUUUGAAUGUCAGAUCCCAUUUUCCAAGUGAUUUUGUUUUUGGAGCAUCGACUGCCGCUGCUCAGAUUGAAGGAUCGACUACAUCUGAAGGGAAAGGACCUAGCGUUUGGGAUCAAUUUCUUCGGGAAUUCCCAGAUAUAGUAAAGGACAACAGUAGCUUUGAUGUAGCAAUCGAUUCAUAUAACCGCUACAAGGAAGAUGUGUUGGCUUUGAAGGACCUAGGCAUAGAUGCUUAUAGAUUUUCGAUCCCCUGGACCAGGAUUUUGCCUAAUGGAUCUUUGAGUGGUGGAAUAAAUCAGGAGGGUAUCAAUCACUACAACAGUCUCAUCGACGAGUUGAUUAAACAUGGCAUCAAGCCCUUUGUGACACUAUUGCACUUUGACUCACCGCAAGCCCUUGAAGAGAAGUACGGAGGCUUUUUAAAUCGCAAUAUUGUAAAGGAUUUCAAGAAGUAUGCUGAAAUUUGUUUCAAAGCAUUUGGAGAUCGCGUGAAAAAUUGGAUUACAAUCAAUGAACCACUAAUUAUUGCUAACUUUGGGUAUAGCACGGCAGUGGCUCCGCCGGGCAGAUGUUCGGAUAGAAAAAGGUGUCCCGCUGGUAAUUCAGCCACUGAACCUUACAUUGUUGCCCAUAACCUUCUUCUUGCCCACGCAACUGUUGCUAGGCUUUACAAAGACAAGUACCAGGCAGCUCAAGGGGGAAAAAUUGGUUUGAGCCUUGUUGGGGAGUAUUAUGAGCCCUAUUCAAGCACAUUGUUAGAUAGAGCUGCAGCAAAAAGAGCCUUGGAUUUCGUGUUGGGAUGGUUUAUGGAACCCCUGGUGCGAGGACGGUACCCACUAAGCAUGAGAAGAUUGGUGAAGGAUAGGCUACCAGUUUUCAGUGCAAAAGAGGAAAAGCUGGUCAAAGGAUCUUUUGAUUUCAUUGGCAUCAAUUACUACACAUCAAGAUAUGCUAAGCACAUUCCAAUUAAUCCACAAGCUGCACCUGUCAGCUACUUAGCAGACCAACAUGUCAAUGUCUCAGUGACCAAAAAUGGAGUUCUUAUUGGUCCAAAAGCCGAAGGGAGCUGGUACCUUUACAUAUAUCCCAAAGGGCUGUACAGAAUUUUGAAGUUUAUGGAGGAAAACUACGAUAAAAACCUUGAAAUCUACAUUACUGAGAAUGGCGUUACGGAAGAAAAGGACGACAGCAUUCCGAUCCAUCAGGCGCUAAACGAUCAACAUAGAAUUGACUUCAUUCAGAAGCAUUUGCGACAAAUCCGCAGGGCAAUCAACAAUGGCGUGAAUGUCAAAGGAUAUUUCUAUUGGAGUUCAUUCGAUGACUUUGAAUGGUCAGAAGGGUAUGGCGUCCGAUUCGGACUUUACUACGUUGAUUACAAGAACAACCUCAGGCGCAUCCCCAAGAAAUCUGCUAAAUGGUACCAUGAUUUUGUCAAAGGUGGCAGGAAACAAGCAAGCUAAAGAUCGAGUUCAUUAUUGUUAUAGCAAAAUUAUAUAAUUCAUUAAGAAAUAAUAGACAAGGAAAACAAAAAAGUACCCUGCUUUCAGGUGGAUAGCAUCUGUAAGCUUCUCUUAAGGGAUGAAUUACUAUGCAGGCUGGCUAAUAGAAUCCAUUAGUUUUCUUAUCAGAAAAAUGAAAAAGGACUCUGCCUUCUGGUUCAUAGCA
Theobroma cacao (cacao) is the source of this 1955-nucleotide messenger RNA. Its product is annotated as beta-glucosidase 13-like. The record is from RefSeq and is a predicted model, not a curated record. Gene Ontology annotation, molecular function: beta-glucosidase activity. Gene Ontology annotation, biological process: carbohydrate metabolic process. Lineage: Eukaryota; Viridiplantae; Streptophyta; Magnoliopsida; Malvales; Malvaceae.